AGCUCUACAAAUUAAAAGUGCUAUAAAGAUUUCGGCAUAAUGAUUACGCUUAACUUUAUGACUCCCAAAUAACCAUGAUUAAAGAUAAUUUAUCUCCUUGAUGUCGCGCUAAGAAAUUACCUUUCCAAACUUUAGUUUGUAUUUUACCGCCAAAGUGUGCGCGCGUUGACAGUGGCGCGAAAUUGUAUUUUUUUUUAUUUUCCCAUCACGAAGUACAAGGUUUUGUCCUACGUGAUUGAAAUUCGAAAAAUGAUCACGUCAAUUCAUUGCCGCUAUUCAAGGGUCUGAUUGACCUGCGGAAAAACAUGAUUAACAAAAAUGUUAUGUUUCAAAAUUAUAUUAGUGCACGUUACUUUUUGUCUGUUUUUCAAUUCGACAUGUGCCGAUAGAGAGGAUGAAGGAUACCCCAGUGGAUUUAUGUCAGUAUGUCCCGGGUCUACCUUCCCCGCGGCCAUCCCGCGCAGCCAGCUCCGUUACCUGUACUUCGUGGUGCAGGGGCAGGGUCGCUCCCGCGCCAGGUACUCCUACUGGACCGCCGGGGAGAUAGCCUCGGAUCCCAGGAUAGAUUUUACAAGGCGGACGGUGGUGGUGGCCAUCGGGUACCUGGACAGCACCAACUUCCCCAUCUCCGCGCUGUUCGCCAACCAGUACGAGGAGCUGGGCUACAAUGUCAUCCUCGUCGACAAUCAGCGGUUCGCCACAGUGCUCUACUACCUAGCUGCGCGUCUCAUGCGUCCGGUUGGCAAACACGUGGCUGAGGUGCUGGUGGAGCUGACGAGGUCCGGCCUGGACCCGGGCAAGCUGGAGCUCGUCGGCUUCAGCCUCGGCGGUCAGACCAUCAGCUACAUCGCCAAGAACUAUCGCCAGAUGACCGGCCGCAACGUCUCCCGGCUGAUCGCGUUGGAGCCGGCCGGCCCCUGCUUUCGGACCCUCGGACCCGGUGAUCGACUGGACGCGUCCGACGCGGACUUCGUCCAAGUGAUCCACACCAACAUCGACGGCUACGGGAUGCCGACGAGGAUGGGCCACGUGGACAUCUACGUCAACGGCGGGGAGUACCAGCCGGGGGACCUCACGAUCCUGCCCUGCACCUCCACCUGCAGCCACUUCAGGGUGCUGUGGUUGUGGGUCUCUGCUCUCAAACAUCCCAACAAGUUUUUGGCGUUGCGGUGUAAUAGUAUUCAAGACGCGAGGGACUCCCAGUGCUACGGGGAGCCUCAGGUGGUCAAUUUGAUGGGGAAUAAGGUGGAGGUUAAAAUACACGGCGUGUUCUAUCUGGCGACCACACAUACGUACCCGUUUUAUUUGGGAAAGAAGGGUCUGAAGCAGGAGUACGUUUGGUGGAGGAGAAUCGACGCUGGGAACGACACGGUGGUUUAUACCUGAAGCGGUAGGGGGGAGAUAAUAAGGAUAUUACCGAUUCAGAAGACGAACGAGAAAAUUUCGCUAACAGACUGCUUUUAGGUUACGGAGAUGGGUAUAUGAGUGUUAAUUUUGUAAAUAUUGUAAAAUAAAAAGUUUCAUAUCGAGCGUUGGA
This is a messenger RNA of Aricia agestis (brown argus), 1537 nucleotides long. RefSeq names its product lipase member H-A-like. Gene Ontology annotation, molecular function: lipase activity. Lineage: Eukaryota; Metazoa; Arthropoda; Insecta; Lepidoptera; Lycaenidae. The transcript is spliced from 4 exons. Bases 319 to 1386 code for a protein of 355 amino acids. The record is from RefSeq and is a predicted model, not a curated record.